Messenger RNA from Perca fluviatilis (European perch), 2438 nucleotides. Its product is annotated as polyserase-2-like. Gene Ontology annotation, molecular function: serine-type endopeptidase activity. The coding region runs from base 80 to 1840 and encodes 586 amino acids. The record is from RefSeq and is a predicted model, not a curated record. Gene Ontology annotation, biological process: proteolysis. The transcript has 10 exons. NCBI's taxonomy places the organism in Eukaryota, Metazoa, Chordata, Actinopteri, Perciformes, Percidae.
AUAGAGAGAGAGGGGAAGGAGGAGGGCACAAGAAGAUUAUUUAAUGCCGGAGUAGAUCUGAUGGCAUGUAUUUACAGUUAUGGCUCUCUACAAGGUGAUCGGUGCGGUGGCUCUACUGACUCUCCUGACACACGAGUCUCAUUCACAACUAGAUGUGUGCGGUAUAACUCGGCUCAACACCAGGAUUGUUGGAGGACAGAACGCCCCUCCGGGUAACUGGCCCUGGCAAGCCAGCCUGCAAACAUCUGGGGGCCACUUCUGUGGAGGAUCCCUCAUUAACAGUCAAUGGGUGCUGACUGCUGCUCACUGCUUCUCAACCAUCCCAGCCAGGCUGACUGUGUCUCUGGGUCUCCAGAGUCUACAGGGACCCAACCCCAAUGGGGUGUCUCGGACGGUAACAAAGGUCAUCGUAAAUCCUAACUAUAACGCCAAAGCUGAUGACAACGACAUCUGCCUCCUGCAGCUCUCCUCACCGGUGACGUUCACAGAUUUCAUUGUUCCGAUCUGCCUGGCAGCUCCAGGCAGCACCUUCUUCAGCGGCGUUAGCUCCUGGGUGACCGGCUUUGGCGCCAUUGCAUCCGGAGUUUCCCUUCCUCCCCCAGGAAACCUAAUGGAGGUGAAUGUGCCAAUCGUGGGGAACAGACAGUGUAACUGUGACUAUGGUGUGGGCCGAAUCACGAACAACAUGAUCUGUGCUGGGUUAAGUGCUGGAGGGAAGGACUCCUGUCAGGGGGAUUCAGGUGGUCCGCUGGUGAGCAAGCAGGGCAGCCGCUGGAUCCUGGGGGGAAUCGUAAGUUUUGGAAAUGGUUGUGCCAAACCUAAUUUCCCAGGAGUCUACACCAGAGUGUCCCAGUAUCAGUCCUGGAUCAACAGCCAGAUCACCAGCAGCCAGCCGGGCUUUGUCACCUUCACGUCCACAGGAACGGACAGUGACCUCAGCAUCAGCUGUGCUGGCCUGCCACCGCCUCCAACCACCCUCCCUCCAACCACUACAACCACCACUGCCAAACCUGUGUUCUGUGGCCAAGCCCCAUUGAAUAGUAUUUUGGGAGGAAGUUUGGUGGCGACGGCUGGUUUGUGGCCAUGGAUGGCGAGCCUACAAUGGAAUGGAAGUCAUAUGUGUGGCGGGACUCUGGUGGCCGUUGACUCCGUGUUGAGCAACGCCGACUGCUUCUCAAGUUCACGAACACCGUCUGAAUGGACUGUGGUGUUGGGUCGGUUGAAACAGAAUGGAUCUAACCCCUUUGAGGUGACACUGAAUGUGACAAAUAUCACCCUGAGCAACCUGAAUGGGUCAAAUGUAGCAGUGCUGCAUCUGUCAACCCAACCCAACCUGUCCAACUACAUCCAGCCCAUCUGCCUUGACAACGGACUGACCUUCGCUUUGGGCUCCACGUGCUGGGCUGCUGGCUGGAACGCCGAUCAAGGAGGGGUGGAACAAGUUCUGCAGGAGUUCCAGACAUCGGUGGAAAAUUGUGGGAACGGGUCGUCAAGUGACAGCAUUUGUACCAGAACUUUAACACUGGAGAAGGGUGAUUCUGGAGGUCCGUUGAUGUGUAAGCUGGGCAGCUCUUGGUUCCAGGCAGCAGUGUUAUCAGCUAGAAACACCACCAGACAAACACGAGAUGCAGUGAUGCAAUUCCCCAAACUGAGCACCUUUCGAACCUUCCUGGCUCGUACAGUGGGGUUCUUAUCUCCACCUUCAAACUCCACCAACACCAGCGCCAGCAACAGCACCAACACAACUCUCCCCAACGGUGGUGCCACUCCUGCUCACUCCCUGGUCUUCCUCUUUUUCCAUCUCCUAGUCUUCUCGGCGUGUCUUCAACUUUUCUUAUAGAAGCCUCCAACUUUUUUGGAAAGCUUUAAUGUGCAUGAUGUGACGAGCACAAAUGAAUGUAAACAACCUUGUAUCUGAGAGACAAUUUAGGUCAAAGCUGCGUUAACACUAAUGUAUGACUUGAUUGUGCAAAAUACUGACCAGGUAAUGUGAUAAGAUCACAGUAUGAAGUAUGAGGUUUAAUUGUAAUGUAAAAAAGAUAAUGGUCCAACAGAUGUGGCUUAAUGUAACAUGUAGAGACAGAUGUGGAGGCUUUACAUUAAUGUAACGUGUAGAGACAGAUAUUGAAGCUUUAUGUAAAUGUAACCUGUAGAGACAGAUGUGGAGGCUUUUACGUUAAUGUAACGUGUAGAGUAAGGGGGAGAUUUGUUUUUUAAAUGAAAACUUUAAAAUGAAUUGACUUUGAAGGACUCAGACAGUGUCUCUUUCUGGGUUUCUGAAGGGUUACUGCUAUCAGUCUAAAAUGAAGGUUGUAAAAUGAAGACUGGUUUAAGUUGCACUAAACAAAUGUCUAUGUAAUAUGUAGCCGAGCAUUCCAGCAUUUCUUGUUCUUGUUUUUAUUAUUAUUAAUUAAAGGUAUUAUGGAGGAUUUUCUAUU